Messenger RNA from Thecamonas trahens ATCC 50062, 14130 nucleotides. RefSeq names its product dynein heavy chain 2. NCBI's taxonomy places the organism in Eukaryota, Apusomonadida, Apusomonadidae. The coding region runs from base 1 to 14130 and encodes 4709 amino acids. Gene Ontology annotation, biological process: microtubule-based movement. Gene Ontology annotation, cellular component: dynein complex. Gene Ontology annotation, molecular function: ATP hydrolysis activity; dynein light intermediate chain binding; ATP binding. The transcript has 4 exons. The record is from RefSeq and is a predicted model, not a curated record.
AUGUCGUCGCAGCGCCGUGGCUCGCACCAAGUGGUGGCCAGCGCGGAAACGCCGCUAACCUCGACCGAGGCUGUCGAGUGGCUCAAGCAGCGGCUGGACUUGCUGCCAGGCUACGAUGAGGACCGGUUUGGGCAAGGCCACUACAACGUGCUGCUGCACUUUCUCUCUUCCCAUGGCGCCGCUACUGCAUUUGCCUACAUGGACGAGGUCCCACCGCGGACCGAGCCUGCAACGUCUGGCGCGGCCAGCGAGACGACCGGCCCGGCCGGCCCGUCGGGCGCGUCGUCGACCGGCCUCUGGCUCCACGUCGUCAACUCGCUGCCGAACGACUUUUCGCUGCCGACGCUCUCGCGCUCGCCGGUCCUUCUGUACUUUGUCAAGCGCGACGCGUCCGAGGCAGCGCUGAGUGCCGGAGCUGGCGAGCCCGAUGGCGAGCCCGCGCCGCACGCCGGGGCAUCCAGCAACGUCGUCAUCUGGUCACCGGCCCGCCUCCGGGCCUCCAUCCAGUACGGGACCGUCCGCAAGUCGGCGCUUUCCUCGCUCCUCUCGUCGAUGCAGGCUGUCCACAUUCCGCGCUUCCUCACCCACAACCCGUGGCCGUCGUCGGUCCAGCGCGAGUUUGCUGACAAGCUCCACCGCUUCAUGGCCUCGCUCACCGAGACUUCGUCGGCAGUCAACUCGUCGACCAUUCUGUACGUGCCGCGUGAGAACGUGGCCGAUCCUGCAACUGCUGCGGCCGACAAGGACCUCGUCCAGCGGCUGCAGACUGCGCUUGUCCACUGGACCCGGCAGAUCAAGACUCUGCUCUCGUCGUCCAACGCGUCGAAUGCACUCUCAUCGCAAGGCCCGCUCGAGGAGCUUGAGUAUUGGCGGCUUCGUGCGCUCGAUCUCUCGUCGCUUGAGCGCCAGCUCAACUCGCCGGGCGUCCUUGCCAUCGUCAAGGUGCUCGAGGUCUUCCAGUCGUCGUACCUCGACGAGUUCCGGACGUACGCCGGCAAGAUCGAGUCUGAGGCUGCUGUCUCGCAGAACAAUCUCAAGUAUCUCUCCGCGCUUCGCGCCCCGUGCGAGGCGCUUGCGCUCGCGUCGCCCAAGGAGCUGCCCUCGAUUCUCCCGUCGGUCCUCAACGCCGUCCGGCUGAUCUGGUUCAUUUCUGGCUACUACAACACUCCGCAGCUGAUGGCCAACCUCCUCUCCAAGAUUUCGAACGAGGUCAUCAACCGCUGUGCGUCGGCAAUCUCGGUCGACGACAUCUUCCGCGGCGAUGUGUACGCCGCCAUGGACGCGCUCAACGACUCGAUUGCGGCCAGCAAGGCGUGUCAGGACCAGUUUACCACCCUCCACCGUCGCCUUGUUCGCCUCACCCGGCACGAGCCGCGCAAGUGGGAGCUUACCGACUACACCACCAUCUUUGCCCACGUCGACGCCUUUAUCCAGCGCUGCGCUAACCUCCUCGAGGUCUGCGAGUCGCUCGUCCAAUUUGGCCGCAAGGCUCGCGGCGGCCGUGUCCGCCCGCUGCCGGCCUUUGGUGGCACCCGCGGACCACAGAUUGCCCACCAGCUCGAGGGCAUUGAGGCCGCCUUUAACGAACUCGCCGAUAAGCUCUUCCACAAGCCGUACGACAUGCGCGACGUCAAGGUCACCGAGUGGCACGAGGACUUUCCGGCUUUCAAGGAAGGCGUCAAAGACCUCGAUCGCAUGUACCAAAACGUCAUCAACUCGGCAUUCUCGUCGGUCUCGACCGUCGCCUCAGGCAUGGAGCUGCUCGAGGUCUUCUCCUCGCUCGCCACCCGCGACUCGAUUGUCCACACUGUCAUGCUCUGCGAGGAGACGGUGUACACGCUCUUUGCCGCCGAUCUCAACGCGGUCAAGCACCACUUUGACUCGCUCAAGCGCUCGCCGCCGCUCCACUCGGACCAUCCGCGCUACUCGGGUGCUGCCAUCUGGACCCGCACGCUGCAGAACCGCGUCAAGUCGCAGUGGCUGGCCAUCAAGAACGCCACCUUUCUCAAUAACCGCGCUCGCAUGGCCGAGCUGGAGUCGCAGUACGCCGUCUUUGUCAACGCGCUUGAAGAGUACAUCAACAAGCUCUUCCUCGACUGGAAGAUCUCCGUUGAGGACCUCGGUCCACUCACCACCAUGCUCGAGUCCCACUUGCUGAAGCGCGAUCCCGGCUCACGCCUUCUCACUCUCUCGUUCCCGGCUCCGCUCCUUUCCAUCUUUGCCGAGGUCUACUACUGGGAAAAGCUUCGCCGGACCGACGUGCCGGCGACGUGCCACGACAUCAUCUCGCAGCGUGACGCGCUUCGGGUCCUUCGCGCCAACGUUGCCCUCGUUGUCUCGGACUACAACGACAUUCUUUCGUCGCUCACCCCGCGCCAGCUGGCGCUCUUCUCCGAGCGCAUCAUGGUCCUCGACCGCCGCAUUGCCCACGGCAUCAAGACCCUCACCUGGGAGUCGGCCGGCUCCAUCCUUGAGUUUACCCGCGAGUGCCGCAAGCAGGCCGCCGGCGUUGCAUCGGUCGUCUCCGAGUACAAGGGCAACGAGGCGGCGAUUAAGGAAAAGUGCCGGCUCAUUGCCGUCAACCCGCUCGUCCUCAUUGGCAAGACCAAGUACGAGGUUGCUCGCUUCGCCACUCGCCAGGCCGAGUACCAGGCUCUCGUCCGCGAGCAGCUCGUCACCCGCCAUAAUGAGAUCCGCGACCUGCUCAUUGCCACCUACGACGCCUUUAAGGACGACUCGCAGACGGUCCAAGAUGAAUGGGAUGCGUUUGUGGAGGAGGUCGACUCGUGGGUGCUUGAGUCGCUCUCGGCGACUGUCAAGACCUCGCUGCUCAAGAUCAAUGCCGCCACCUGUGGCUCCGGCCCGGGCGCCCCGCCGGUCUCGCCGCUCUUCUUUAUGCACGCCGACCUCGACGACUCGAUCCAGCCGGUCUUUGUGCCUUCGCUUGACGAGCUCAUCAACACAGUGCUUGUUGUGGAAAAGAACAUCAUCGAGUGCGUCUCGGUUGUGCCGCGCCUCUACGGCACCAUCCGCCCACUCUUUGCCGUUGCGUCGGACGACGAGGCCGACGAUGACGACGCGAGUGGCGACGGCGGCUCGUUCUCGCGGGCGCGCGACGGCGGCUCGUUUGACCGCCGCGCCGCUGCUGCCGCCCGCGCCGCCGCCGCCGCCGCAGAGGCAUCAGCAGCGGCCGCUGCGCCAGGCCCAUCGUCCGGCCCCAGCGCCGACGAUGGCGAUGCGAGUAGCGUGGCUUCGCGCGAGAGCGGCGACUCUACCGACGACAUCGUCGACGACGACGACGAGACCUCGUUCUACGCCAUCAUCGCCUCGACCGAGGCCUACAAGCAGCUCAUUCACUCGACGCUCACCUCGAUGUCGUCGAUCCGCGAAAAGCUCGAGGCGUUGCAGAACGAGUGGAAGAAGAAGUACCGCGCCAUUCUCCACGACCAGCAGCGCAACUUUAUCCAGCGUUACCGGACCCAGCAGUCGCGCUCGCUCUCGGCCUUUGACACUCACAUGGGUCUCUUCCGCCAGCUCGACAACAACAUCAUCCAAGAGUACGAGCAGGUCCAGGUCGACUUUGUGCAGCUUGUCUUUACCGCUCUCAAGGCCAGGUGCCGCACGCUCUGUAAGAACUGGCAGGAGGAGCUGACGGGCGUGCUCAACGAGUUUGCGCUCACAGAGCUCAACGCGCUCACCGCAUACUACGCCGACAACACGGCGGCGCUGGCCAAGAAGCCCGAGACGCUUGCACAGCUCUCGUACGCCCUCGAGCUGUACAGCAAUGUCUCGCAGGAGCAGCCGACUGUUCAGGCCCGGUUCGGUCCGCUGCAGGAGCAGUACGAUGCGCUCACGCGGUACGAGGUCGAUGUGCCUCCGGCCGAGCUGGCGGCGCUGGCGGCGCUUCCGGCAGCGCACGCUUCGUUCCAGGAGACACUGGUGCGGACCAAGGACUCGCUCGCCGAGCACAAGGAGUCGUUUAAGGCCGACCUCCGCCACUCGGCCGAGGAGUUUGUCGCCAAGGCCGAGACGCUGCGGGCCGACUUUCUCGCCCGCGCGCCGUUUGGCGCUAACUACGAUGUCGACACGGCGAAUCGACUCGUCGCCGAGUUUACCGCUGCGCUCGACGAGCUGCGGACCCGUGAGGUGGAGCUUCGCGAGGGACUGGCCAUGUUUGACAUCGACUGGCCGCCGUCGAAGGACAUUGCGGCUACUGCGCGCGAGCUCGACUGGCUGACCAAGAUUUGGGAGCUGACCACCAAGUGGAACCGGUCGUGGAAGACAUGGAAGUCGAUGAAGUUUGCUUCGCUUGUUGUCAAGACCAUUCCCACGCGUGUGGCCCAGGUCAAGGACACCAUGCCGCUCAUCACCGACCUCAAGAACCCGGCCAUCCGCCGCCGUCAUUGGCUCAUUCUCAUGGACGAGGUCGGCGCCGUAUUUGACCCGGCGUCGGACGACUUUACGCUCGAGCGCAUCAUUGCCCUUGGCCUUGACCAGUACCGCGACAUCAUUGCCCAGCUCUCGCUCUCGGCUACCAACGAGCUCGCCAUCGAAAACGAGCUCAAAGCCAUCGAGACGGCGUGGGCAGCGACGACGCUCACGCUCGAGCCGCACAAGGCCGACCACUACCGAGUGGUCAAGACCGACGAGGUGUUUGCGCUACUCGAAGAGCACAUGAUCUCGCUCUCGCACACCAAGUCGUCGCGGUACUACGCCGCCUUUCAGCCGCAGGUCGAGCACUGGGAGAAGACGCUCACCCACGUGCUUGAGACGGUCGAACUCAUGCUCCAAGUCCAGCGACACUGGCUCUACCUCGAGAACAUUUUCAUGGGCCCCGGUGGCGAGAUCCGGCGCCAGCUCCCGACGGCUUCGCAGAUGUUCCAAAGCGUCGACUCGAACUGGCGCAUCGUCAUGGAGCGGCUGUCGAAGAACCCGAACGCCAAGGACGGGACCCACAUGGACGGCCUCUCGGACCUGCUCUUCCGCAUGAACAAGGACCUCGAGACCAUCCAAAAGUCGCUCGACCAGUACUUGGAGACUAAGCGGGUCCAGUUCCCACGGUUCUACUUUCUCUCCGACGACGAGCUCCUCGAGAUCCUCGGCUCGACGUCGGCGUCGUCGGGCGACGCGCCCGGCGGACCCGGCACCAAGAAGCCGGUCGAGCCCAUCCAGAAGCACAUCAAAAAGUGCUUUGAGGGAAUCCAGACGCUCGACUUUAUGGUCAAAGAUGCUCGCAAGAUUGCGUACGGCAUGAACUCGCCCGACGGCGAGAACGUGGCCUUCUCCAAGCCGGUCUACGCCGAGGGUCCGGUCGAGGAGUGGCUCCGUCACAUCGAGGACAUGAUGCAGACGACGCUCAUCAACGAUCUGAAGAAGACCCACGCCGCCGUCCGCAAGCACCGGCGCGGCACGUUUGAGUCGCUGCUCGCGGCCUGGCCGGGGCAAGCGCUCAUCACCGCGUCGCAGAUCAUUUGGACUGCGGCGUGCGAGCGCCACAUUGCCGACUAUGCCGCCGGUGAGAAGAAGGCGCUGCGCAACCUGCGUUCCAAGCAGCGGCGGACUGUGCAGCGGCUCGUCGACACGGUCAUGGGCCCCAUCUCGCGGCUGGAGCGUAAGAAGCUUGUCGCACUCCUCACCAUCGAGGUCCAUGCCCGCGAAGUCGUCGACAAGAUUGUCAAGCUGGGCACCCGCGACCUGUCUGACUUUGACUGGCAGCAGCAGCUUCGCUUCUACUGGGACGACAAGAACCGGCUCUGCCUUGUGCGACAGACGCUCGCCACCUUUGUGUACGGCUACGAGUACCUCGGCAACUCGGGCCGCCUUGUUGUCACCGACCUCACCGACCGGUGCUACAUGACGCUCACAACGGCGCUGCAUCUGCAAAAGGGUGGCAACCCGCAGGGUCCGGCUGGAACAGGCAAGACCGAGACGGUCAAGGACCUCGGCAAGGCGCUCGCCAAGUAUGUUAUGGUCUUCAACUGCUCCGAAGGCCUCGACUACAAGUCGCUCGAGCGCCUCUUCUCUGGCCUCGCCCAGACCGGGGCCUGGUCGUGCUUUGAUGAGUUCAACCGUAUCGAGAUUGAGGUGCUCUCGGUCGUCGCCCAGCAAAUCUCAUCCAUCCUUGCCGCCAUCCACCUCUUUGCCCAGUCAUCGGGUUCGGGCUCGGGCUCGGGCUCGGGCGCGGUAGCGGGGGGCGGCGCCGGCGCCGCAGUUGCUGGCGGUGGCGACAGCGGCGAUACAGGGCCAUCGGCUGCGAGCGCGAGCAGCGGUGGCGACGCUGGAGCGAGUGGCGGUAGCGGCCAGAGCGGGCCGGACGGCGGCGCGCCCGAGUGGCACAUCAAGUCGCCGACCAACUUUUUCUUCACCUUUGAGGGCAAGAAGAUCCGGCUCGAGCCGACGUGUGGUAUUUUCGUGACGAUGAACCCCGGCUAUGCCGGGCGGUCCGAGCUCCCGGACAACCUCAAGGCGCUGUUCCGGCCGAUCUCGAUGAUGGUGCCGGACUCUGCGGCGAUUGCCGAGAUCAUGCUCUAUGCCGAGGGCUUUAGGCAGGACGGGCUCGCGCGCAAGAUCACGACGCUGUACAAGCUCGCCAAAGAGCAGCUCUCGCAGCAGGACCACUACGAUUUUGGCCUCCGCGCCAUCAAGUCGGUUCUGGUCAUGGCCGGAGCGCUCAAGCGGUCGGGCGCGGUCGAGGACGAACAGGAGGUGCUGCUGCGGGCACUGACGGACAUGAACCUGCCCAAGUUUGUGGCCGACGAUGUCCCGCUCUUCCUCGCCAUUCUCUCGGACCUGUUCAACGAGACAACGCUGACGCCGGUCGAGUACGGUCCGCUGGAGGUCGCCAUCCGGGCGGCGCUGGCGGACGCCGGCCUGCAGGCGACGCCGGCGAUCAUCACAAAGAUCGAACAGCUGUACGAGACGAAGAAGACCCGACAUGGCGUCAUGAUUGUGGGAGAGACUGGUUCGGCCAAGACGGCGGCGUGGCGGGCGCUCGAGACUGCGCUCAACACGCUGGCGUCGGGCGUGAUCGAUGUCGGCAGUUCGGAGACACCGUUUUGCAAGGUGCAGAGCGUGGUGCUCAACCCCAAGGCGGUCGACCAUCCGAACGACCUCUACGGGUACUACAACAUCUCAACUCGCGAGUGGACGUACGGCAUUCUCUCGCACAUCAUCACACGAGUGUGCGAGAUGGACUCGCCUGACGAGCGGUGGGUGGUCAUGGACGGGCCGGUCGACACGCUGUGGAUUGAGUCGAUGAACACGGUGCUCGACGACAACAAGAUGCUCACGCUCAACAACGGACAGCGGAUUACCAUUCCAGACAAGGUCUCACUCUUGUUCGAGGUACCGGACCUGGCGGUGGCGUCGCCGGCGACGGUCUCGCGGUGCGGCAUGGUGUACAUGGAUACCAAGGAUCUGGGGUGGAGGCCGCUGGUGGCGUCGUGGCUGGCGCAUGUAGCCCCGGCCAAGGCCGCGCCGCUGCUGGAGAAGCUCUUCGAUAAGUACGUCGACCCGCUGCUGGCCUUUGUCAAGUCGUCGUGCUCGUCGCUUGUUGCUGUCUCGGAGCUCAACAUGGUUGCCGCGCUCUGCGACCUGUACGAGGCGCUAGCCACGCCGGCCAACGGCGUGAACCCCGACGACGAGGACUACUACAAGCGGAUGGUGGAGCUGUGGUUCCUCUUCUCGCUCAUCUGGUCGCUCGGGGGGUCGCUUGACCAGCCGUCGCGAAAGCUGCUGGACAUGGAGCUGCGGCAGAUCGAGGGCCAGUUUCCGGCCAAGGACACCGUCUUUGAGCACUACGUCGACGUCAAGUCGAAGAAUUGGGCCCACUGGUCCGAGCUCAUUCCGCAGGGCUGGCGGUAUCCUGCCGACGCGCCGUUCCACACCAUCAUUGUGCCAACGGUCGACACCCUCCGCAACACUUUCCUCAUCAAGGCGCUGCUGAUGGCCGACAAGCGACCGAUGCUGGUGGGCGAGACCGGAACCGGCAAGACGUCGGCGGUCAAGGCCGUGCUGAGCGACCGGUCGCUCGCGGAGCGGUAUUCGAGCAUGACCAUCAACUUCUCGGCGCGGACCAACGCGGCGCGGACCAUGGCCAUCAUCGAGGAUGCGGUGGAGAAGCGGACCAAGGACACGUACUACCCCAAGGGCGGCAAGCGGAUGCUCUGCUUCAUUGACGAGUUCAACAUGCCGCAGAAGGAGGAGUUUGGCGCCCAGCCGCCGCUCGAGCUCAUCCGGCAGUGGAUUGACCUCGGGUUCUGGUACGACAAGGUUCACCAGUCGCAGAAGAAGAUCCGUGACAUGCGGCUGGUGGUGGCCAUGGGUCCGCCGGGCGGCGGGCGGAACACGGUCGAUCCGCGGAUUAUGGCCCGGUUCAACGUCCUCAACAUUGUCUUUCCGUCGGAUACUCAGCUCCGGCGCAUUUUCUCGGUCCUCCUCGGCCAAAAGCUGCAGGACUUUGAGGAGACGAUCAAACCGCUCGGCGAGGUCAUGGUCUCUGCCACGCUCGAGCUGUACAACUUUGUGACGGCGACGUUCCUCCCGCGGCCGGCGAGCUCACACUACCUGUUCAACCUCCGCGAUCUGUCCAAGGUCUUCCAGGGCCUCCUCCGGGCACAUCGGUUCUUCUACGACGAGAAGGACUCGAUCAUCAAGCUCUGGGUCCACGAGAACUUCCGCGUCUUCCACGACCGCCUCAACUGUGCAGCCGACCGCGAGGCGUUCCGCUCCGAGAUGAGCGACAAGCUCCUGACCCGGUUCUCGGUCUCGUGGACAAAGCUCUUUGGCCGGCCCGAGGUCGACCCGCUGUUUGGCGACUUUAUGCGGACGUCGUCGACCGACGAGGACGUCUACCAGGAAAUUGCGGACAAGGCCGCGCUGCGCGAGUUCAUGGAGGAGCGCCUGAGCGACUACAAUGACCAGCUCUCGGUUGUUCCGAUGGAUCUUGUCCUGUUUGACGAUGCUAUUGCGCACGUGACGCGGCUGGUCCGCGUCCUCAAGCAGCCGUUUGGCCACUGCCUCAUUAUCGGCGUGGGCGGGUCGGGCCGGUCGUCGCUCACACGGCUUGCCACGUUUGUGGCCGAGUACUCGCUGUUCCAAGUCGAGGUUCGCAAGGUCUACCGGCUGCCCGAGUUCCACGACGAUCUCAAGAAGCUGUACAACGCGACAGGCGUGAGCAACAUUCCCACUGUCUUCCUCUUCUCGGACACCGAGGUGGUCGAGGAGGGCUUCCUCGAAGACAUCAACAACAUGCUCUCAUCGGGCGAGGUGCCGAACCUGUUUGCGCCGGACGAGCUCAACGCCAUCCGCGACGCGAUCCGCCCGGAUGCGCUUGCAGCUGGCGUCAUCGACUCGCACCCGACGCUGUGGGCGUUUUUCAUGGAGCGGGUGCGAGCGAACCUGCACAUUGUCAUUACCAUGUCGCCGGUGGGCGAGGCGUUCCGCAACCGGCUGCGGAUGUACCCGGCACUUGUGGCAUGCACCACCAUCGACUGGUACUCGCAGUGGCCGCUCGACGCACUCGGCGAGGUUGGUGCCAAGUACCUUUCGGACAUUGAUGUCGGCUCGCCAGAGACCGAGGCGGCGCUAGCCUCGGUCUUUGUUGACGUCCACGCCUCGGUCCAAGCAGCGUCGGCGGACAUGGAGGCGACAAUGUCGCGGGUCAACUACGUGACGCCGUCGGCGUUCCUGGAGCUGGUCACCGGGUACGUGGCACUCCUGAGCGAGAAGCGGACGGUGCUCAACGAUGCGGCCAACAAGCUCCGCAACGGUUUGCUCAAGCUCCAGCAGACACGCGAGGACGUCGAGGCGAUGUCAGUCGAGCUGGAGGAGACCAAGGCCAUGGUCUCGGUCAUGCAGAAAGAGUGCGAGGAGUUCCUGGUCAUGAUUGUGCAGCGGCGGCGCGAGGCGAACGAGCAGGCCAAGCAGGUCGGCGCGGACCAGGAGCGCAUUGCCGCUGAGGAGAUCGAGGUGCAGGCCAAGGCUGCGGCGGCACAGGAGGUGCUCGACGAGUCGAUGCCUGCGCUGCAGGCCGCCGAGGAGCAGCUGAAGUUCCUCAAAAAGGAGCAUCUUGCCGAGCUGCGGGCGCGGUCAUGGUGCUGCUCAAACUUUAUCACGCGUGUCCUCAACUACCCCAAGGACUCGAUUCCAGAGUCUGUAAUGAGGAAGAUUGGUCGACUGCUGGCGGACCCCAACUUUGCGCAGGAUAAGAUCAAGAAGGUGUCGUACGCUGCGGCGCUGCUCGCGGGCUGGGUGCGGUCGAUGGAGACGUACGGCAAGGUCUAUCGCGACGUGCUGCCCAAGAAGAUGGCAGUGAAGGAGGCGUCGGAGAUUCUGAAGAAGAAGCAGAGCGACUUGCGCGAGGCGCAGGCGCAGCUUGAGUCGCUCAACACCACCAUGGCCGAGCUCAAGAAGGAGCACGACGAGCGGUCGCAGCAGCGCGACGCGCUGGCCCGACAGGCGGCCGAGACUGAGACCAAGCUCAACCGCGCGGACAAGCUGGUGAACGGACUCUCUGGCGAGCGCGAGCGAUGGGAGACAGCGAUUGCGUCUUACGAGGAGCAGAUCCAGCUGCUGGUUGGCGACUGCCUCAUGGCGUCUGCUUUUUUGGCGUACGCCGGUCCGUUUACCUCGGACUACCGUGAGUCGCUGCUUGCGUCAUGGGCCAAGUCUGUGGCGGCAACCAAGAUUCCGGCGAGCGGCGACUUUUCGUUUGCGGACUUUCUCUCCAAGGCCACCGAGGUGCGGCAGUGGAACAUUUUCAAGCUUCCGUCGGACUCGUUCUCGACCGAGAACGGAGUGCUGGUGACGCGCGGGCGGCGGUGGCCGCUCAUGAUUGACCCGCAGGGCCAGGCCAACGCGUGGAUUAAGAACCUGGAGAAGAAGGCGCAUCUCAUUGUGCUGGACCUCUCGAUGUCCGAUUACAUGUCGCGGAUUGAGUACGCCAUCAAGCAGGGCACGCCGGUCCUGCUCGAGAACAUUGGGACGGAGCUGGACCCUGCGCUGGACCCUGUGCUCGCGCGCGAUGUCAUCAAGCGCGGCGCGUCAAUGACGCUCAAGCUCGGCGACACAGAGGUGGAGUACAACCCUGACUUUAGGUUUUACAUGACGACAAAGCUGCCGAACCCGGUGUACUCGCCCGAGCUGGCGGCCAAGACGACGAUGGUCAACUUUGCGGUGAAGGCCAAGGGGCUGGAGGACCAGCUGCUCGGGUAUGUUGUGCGUGCGGAGCAGCCCGUGCUGGAGAAGCAGAAAGAGCGGGUGGUGAUCAACACGGCUGCCGGACGGAAGCGGCUGGAGGAGCUCGAAGACGAGAUUCUUCGGCUGCUGGACACCGCCAAGGGCUCGCUGCUCGACGACGAGAAGCUGGUUGAUGCGCUGCAGUCAUCAAAGACGACUGCCGAGUCGAUCAAGGUCCAGCUUGCCGAGUCUGAAGAGACGGAAGUCCGGAUUGAUGUUCUCCGUGAGGCGUACCGGCCGUCUGCAAAGCGUGCUGCUAUUCUGUUCUUUGUCCUGCUCGACCUCUCGCGGGUCGAUCCGAUGUAUCAGUUCUCGCUCGACACGUACAUCGACUUGUUCUGCAAGUCGAUCGUCGCGUCGCGAAAGGCAUCGACGUCGGACGGCGAGGGCACAGGCGGGAGUGGCGGGCUGGGCGGCGGGCCUUCGGGUCUCCUCGGCGGAGCCGGCAAGUCAGCGUCGGGAGCCGGGCUGGACGUCAUGGCGAUGCCCGGGGCGGACGGCGGCGAGGGGCCGGGCGCAGGGAGCGGCUUUGGCGGCGCGACGCGUGCCGAGAUUGCCGAGGCUGUGGCCGAGCGGGUGGAGGCGAUUAACGAGUUCCACACGUACGCGGUGUACUGCAACACGUGCCGCGGGCUGUUUGAGAAGCACAAGCUCCUGUUCUCGUUCCACAUGACGGUACGGAUUCUUGGCGGCGACGAGAAGAUUUCGCUGCCCGAGUACGACUUUCUCCUCCGCGGCGGCCAGGUGCUUGACAAGGAGCUCCAGCCGGCGAACCGGUGCCGCGAGUGGCUGCCUGAGCAAAAGUGGGACCACAUUACGGAGCUUGACAAGCUGCCUGCCUUUGCGGGGCUUAUCCACUCGUUCGAGCAGCACGGACGCGAGUGGCGGCGAUGGUACGAGUCUGCCGAGCCGGAGGAGGAGACGCUGCCUGGCGAGUGGGGUCAUAACCUCAACGAUCUGCAAACGAUGAUUAUUUUGCGGUGCCUGCGUGUGGACCGGCUCAAUUUUGCGCUGACCAAGUUCAUCACGGCAUCGCUCUCGUCGCAGGGCCAGUACGUGGAGCCACCGACGCUGGAUCUCGCGGCGGCGUUCCGGGACUCGUCGCCGACGAUCCCGCUCAUCUUUGUGCUCUCGCCGGGAGUGGACCCGUCGUCUGCGCUGCAGCAGCUUGUGGAGGAGCGCGGGAUGAAGGGUAAGUUCCGGGCGCUUGCGCUCGGGCAGGGCCAGGACGCCAACGCGGCGUCUGCAAUUGCGCAAGCGAUGGACAAGGGUCACUGGGUCUUCCUCGCCAACUGUCAUCUGAUGAUCAACUGGCUGCCGAUACUGGAGAAGAUUGUGCUCUCGCUGGAAGCAGCCGAGCCACACGCCGACUUUAGGCUGUGGCUCUCGUCCAAGCCGUGCGACGGGUUCCCGAUUUCUGUCCUGCAGCGGUCUGUCAAGAUGACGACCGAGCCGCCACAGGGUCUCAAGGCGAACCUCAACCGGCUGCUGACGGGCGUGGUGACCGAGUCGAUGCUGGAGGGCUGCUCCAAGUCGGGCUCGUUCAAGAAGCUCCUCUUUGCGCUCUGUUGGUUCCACUCGCUCCUCCUGGAGCGGCGCAAGUUCCUUACGCUCGGCUUCAACAUCCCGUACGACUUUAACGACUCGGACUUUCACGUCUCUGCACAGCUGCUCUCUGUGUAUCUGGACCUGGCCAAGGCCGGGACGACGCCUUGGGAUGCGCUCAAGUACCUCAUUGCCGAAGUCAACUACGGCGGGCGUGUCACGGACGCGCGCGACCGGCGGCUGGUGCGGGUCUACAUGAAGGAGGUGUUCCGACCGGACGUGUUGACCGAGCCGAUGGCGCCGCUGGUGCCGCACCUCUCGCUGUACUACGUGCCGGAAGAUGGGCCGCUCAGCUCGUACCGCAAGUACGUGGCGACGCUGCCGCACGUCGACCGCCCGGAGGCGUUUGGGCAGCACACCAACGCGGGCAUCUCGUCGCAGAUCAAGACCUCGGAAGAGCUACUGGCGACGUUGGUUUCGCUCCAGCCGCGGGUGGCGGUGUCGGGUGCACCGUCGCGCGAGUCUGUGGUCCUCCACAUGGCGGAGGACAUCCUGGAGCGACUUCCGCUGGAGAUUGUGAUCGAAGACGCCGCGGUGUCGUCCACCAUGUCUGGCGAGCCGCAUCCGCUCGAGGUGGUGCUGGUGCAAGAGGUGGGCCGGUACAACAAGCUGCUGCGUGUGAUGCGCGCGUCGCUGGAGGAGCUUGUGGACGGGAUCAACGGACUGGUGGUCAUGUCGACAGAGAUGGAUGAGACGUUCUCGUACAUGUUUGAUGGGCGUGUGCCGCCGGCAUGGUCGUUUGCGUACCCAUCGCUCAAGCCGCUGGCGUCAUGGACGCGCGAUCUUGCCGACCGGAUCUCCAUGUUCCAGAACUGGGCGCUCGGCGAGGUGCCGCGGACGUUCUGGCUCGGUGGCUUUACCUUCCCAGCGGGCUUCCUCACCGCGCUGCUGCAGACGUCUGCUCGCAAGAACAACGUGGCAAUUGACGCGCUCUCGUGGGAGUUUGUGGUCCUCUCACCGGCCGACUCUGCGGCGGUGCUCGAGCCGCCGAUCGAGGGCGCGUACAUCUCGGGGCUCAUGCUCGAGGGUGCGGGAUGGGAUCCGACGGGCUCGCUUGUGGAGCCGCGGCCGAUGCAGCUUGUCUCGCCGAUGCCGCUCGUCCACUUUAAGCCGGUCAUUACCAAGAAGCGCGCGUCGAAGAAGGAGAGCUACCCGUGCCCGGUGUACGUGUACCCGUGGCGGGCAGCCGACGGAUGCUUCCUGCUCAACGUCGACCUGCGGUGCUCGAAGAAUGCCGACUGGUGGAUCAAGCGCGGCGCGGCGCUGCUGCUUUCGCUGGCAGAGUGA